This is a messenger RNA of Carya illinoinensis, 719 nucleotides long. Its product is annotated as protein FERTILITY RESTORER RF2, mitochondrial-like. NCBI's taxonomy places the organism in Eukaryota, Viridiplantae, Streptophyta, Magnoliopsida, Fagales, Juglandaceae. Gene Ontology annotation, biological process: thylakoid membrane organization; chloroplast organization. Gene Ontology annotation, cellular component: chloroplast. The transcript has 6 exons. The record is from RefSeq and is a predicted model, not a curated record. Bases 59 to 595 code for a protein of 178 amino acids.
UACUCUUCCGAGCAUUCGGUUUUCUCGAGGUUGUUGCUCCUCACAAAUCAAGUUGCUGAUGUUGACUGCAAAUAUUGUUGCCUCCUCACAUCAAUUUGUACUAGGGAAAAGAGAGGGUCAAUGCAGCAGGCAUACUCGGCUUACUCAAACUAAUCUCGUGAAGUUUUUCAUUUCAUUUGAACAGUUCAAUGGGAAAAUGCGACCAUCUGAAAUUGCUAGAACUAGACCGUUGGGGCUUGGUGCCCUAAUUUUGCCUAUUGAUAAAAGAAGACCUCUCAUGCAUUCUUCUCGAACACAGUCUGCUUCUGUUAGAUGUUUUUCUAUGUUGAAUGCAAGAUGUGGUGCAGAGCAAACUCAAACUGUCACGCGGGAGGCCCCAACAAUUACUCACAUUCCUGGCAAGGAAAAGUCACCUCAACUAGAUGAUGGCGGGUCCGGAUUCCCACCUCGUGAUGAUGGUGAUGGUGGUGGUGGAGGUGGCGGAGGAGGAGGCAAUUGGUCAGGUGGGUUCUUCUUUUUUGGAUUUCUUGCUUUUCUAGGCUUUUUAAAGGAUAAGGAAGGUGAGGGGGCUUAUCGGGAUGAAAGAAGAAGAUGAGGAAAGGUUUGGAGUUUGAAUUUGAAUUUUGUAUAAUUCUGCAUUUGUAUUCUCUGGCGGUUUUAAUUAAGUAAAGGGCCUUCUUGUCAACUUUGACUAGAGGUACUGCAUUAUUUGUUUUCCA